Molecule: messenger RNA, 1032 nt
Organism: Lytechinus variegatus (green sea urchin)
Lineage: Eukaryota; Metazoa; Echinodermata; Echinoidea; Temnopleuroida; Toxopneustidae
Product: E3 ubiquitin-protein ligase TRIM71-like
Exons: 2
Coding region: 1-1032 (343 amino acids)
Molecular function (GO): protein binding
Source: RefSeq, a predicted model, not a curated record
AUGGUUGGAACUGGCUCGAUUGCAUCUGUAGAGGGGUUUGUUGAGUCACCCAAUGGUCAAUGUUGUCAGCGUAUCCAGUUCCCCGAUAUAGUACCUGCUAGUGGUAUCUGUAAGGCCAUAGUUUGGAUGAAUCAAGUAGGUGUCCAUCAGGUCCAUGUGAAGAUCUGCGGCACAGAAAUCGAGGGAAGUCCUGUCAAGUUAGUAUCAGGGGUCCGUGAGUGUAACCUCUUAAAGACUUAUAAGCCGCCGAUGAACCAACCACACGAUAUCACCAAGCUUGAGAACAUGUUUGUAGUUACGGACAAGUCCAACAACCAGGUUCAGGUUUUUGAUUCGGAAUUCCACCCAACAAACAAAUUCUGUUCACCUGAAAGUACCGACAUGGGCAAGUUUGAUCCAUAUGCCGUUGCCUGGACGGGGAAAACGUUGGUAGUCACUGAUCUCAACAAUCACUGUGUCGUCGAAUUCAAAAACUUUGUCCCGUUUCAGGUUUUCGGUAAGGAGAAACUAAAGAGACCUUGCGGGAUAGCAGUGGGUAAAGAUGGCUCUGUUUACGUGGCGGACUGUGAAAAGCACUGUAUAUUUCAAUUCAACAAACAACGGGAAUGUACCUUCAAUAUUGGAGGACAGGGAUCAGCUCUGGGUCAGCUCAAUGCUCCUUGGUUUCUUGCCAUCAACUCAAGCGGUAACCUGGUUGUUUCCGAGUUCAAGAACCGAAGGGUGCAAGUUUUUGAUCCACAAAAGAGACAGCCAAUUCGGAUCAUUGACGUCAAACACAACGGUAAGUCAUGGGACUGUCGUGGGCUUGCGUUGGACCAGAACGACAACAUCUACGUGACUGUUCGCAAUGGGUUCAUGCGGGGAUGGAGUUCCGAGCACGUUCUUGUUUACGCCCCAAAUGGAGAUUUCCUCGGAGCUUUUGGAGAAGGUUUCAAUUAUGUUCGCGGGAUUACCGUCACCAAGAAGGGCGAAAAGACUCUUGCUUACGUAGUGGAUGGUGCUAACCAUCGCAUAUUAGAGUAUGAGAUGUAA